CUUUCAUUUUCCAUCUGCUUUCUGCUGCUCACACAUAUCCAGGCUCCAGUACACCGCACACCAACACUGACCCUAAAGUUCAGCUCUGUGAGGAGGAGAAGGGUGUUCAUUUUGAGAAAGCCACAGUGCCCAGAUUGGCCAGAAAUUGCACAAAAAAGAAAGCAGGAUAUUUUGGAGGGAUUCUUGACAAGAUGAUGCACGGGACAAGUAAUGGUGAGCAGCAGCCCAGGACUUCUCAGGACAGCAUUGGAAUGGAAGGUGAUGGAAACCAAGAGCCCAACAAAAAUCAGCUGAGACUUGUCCUGGUGGGUAAAACAGGAGCUGGGAAAAGUGCAACAGGAAACAGCAUCCUUGGGGAAAGAGUAUUUGACUCAAGACUAGCACCAAAGUCAGUGACCAAGAACUGUAUGAAAAGAAGCAGAUUGUGGAAUGAGAAAGAAAUUGUAGUUGUGGAUACUCCUGGGAUUUUUGACACUGAUGUGUCUGACAUGGACACUUCCAGGGAGAUUAUGCGCUGCCUCAUUAUGUCUUCCCCUGGGCCUCAUGCCAUCAUCCUGGUGGUCCCACUUAGUCGUUACACCAAGGAGGAACAAGAUGCAGUAAAGAAGAUCCUGGGAAUUUUUGGUUCCAAAGCCAAGGAAUAUCUGGUCCUUUUAUUCACACGGAAGGAUGAUUUGGAAGGUAUUGAUUUGAAUCACUACUUAUGUGAAACUACAGAUAAAGGUUUGAAAGAUCUGAUAGGUCAGUUUGAUGGAAGAUACUGUGCAUUCAACAACCGGGCAACUGGAAGUGAACAGGAGGCCCAGGUAACAGAGCUCCUGAGCUUGGUUGAGCAAGUAGUACAGAAGAAUGGAGGCUUUUGCUACACAAACAAGAUGUAUCAACUGACUGAAAAGAUAAUUCAGGAAGAAACUGAAGCACAUCAAAGAGCCUGCAAGCAAGAACUAGAAAGACUGAGACAGAAAACAAUACAGGAAUAUGAAGAGAAAAUCAGAGACUUACAAGAUGAACUGGAGAAAAAGAAAAUAAAAGAAAAUACAUUUAGGCAUCUUGCAGAAGAAGAAGCUUUCUAUGAAAACAAGCAAAGAAAUGCCAGAAAUGAGGUUUUAAGCCAAAAUAAAUACAUUGAAAUAAUCAAGAGCUUUUUGAAAUCAGCAUUAUCUACCAUUCAAAACAUAUUUGAAGUUUAAGGAAAUUAGUGAAAAACAUCCUAUACUUUCUGCUCUAGCUUCUAUUGAUCCUCAAUGAAUACUCAGCUCUCCUGAAUCAGUUGUACAACUCAGGUCUUCAAGAAUAAAGAUAAUUGUCAAUCAUUUAUCAUGAAAAA
Dromiciops gliroides (monito del monte) is the source of this 1327-nucleotide messenger RNA. RefSeq names its product GTPase IMAP family member 4-like. Gene Ontology annotation, molecular function: GTP binding. The transcript is spliced from 3 exons. NCBI's taxonomy places the organism in Eukaryota, Metazoa, Chordata, Mammalia, Microbiotheria, Microbiotheriidae. Bases 192 to 1190 code for a protein of 332 amino acids. The record is from RefSeq and is a predicted model, not a curated record.